Malassezia restricta is the source of this 975-nucleotide messenger RNA. Its product is annotated as thiosulfate/3-mercaptopyruvate sulfurtransferase. The record is from RefSeq and is a predicted model, not a curated record. Bases 1 to 975 code for a protein of 324 amino acids. The transcript has a single exon. Gene Ontology annotation, biological process: transsulfuration. NCBI's taxonomy places the organism in Eukaryota, Fungi, Basidiomycota, Malasseziomycetes, Malasseziales, Malasseziaceae. Gene Ontology annotation, cellular component: mitochondrion. Gene Ontology annotation, molecular function: thiosulfate-cyanide sulfurtransferase activity.
AUGUCUCUGUCCGCGGCAGCAGCUCUGCCGCCCCUGCUGAUCACGCCCAAGCAACUAGCGGCGCGUAUAGCAUCCAAGCAGUCCCUGUGUAUUCUUGACGCUACCUGGUUCCCCAGGAUGCCGAAUGCGCCUGUGCGGAAUGCGCACGCCGAGUACCUCCAGGGCCCCCGUGUGCCUGGCUCACUGUUUUGGGAUGUGGAUGCCGUGGCCACGACGGGCGAGUCCGUGAUGAACUUGCCGCACAUGAUGCCAAGCGGCUCCAUGUUUGCUGAGGCCGCUGCUGCCAAGGGUAUCACCAGCGAUACACACGUGGUGGUGUAUGACAGGCACGGUAUCUUUUCGGCACCCCGCACGGCGUUCACGUUCUCGGCCUUUGGCCAUCGUGCCGUGUCCGUGCUGGACGGUGGACUUCCAGCCUGGAUUGCUGCAGGCGAGACCCUCGAUAGCCGCGCGCUCUCGGCGGACCCUGUGCCGCCCAAGGCCUCGUACCCUGUACCCAUGCUCGAAAGCGGCCGGGUUCGCUCGUUUGAAGAAAUGUUACACAACACGACACUUGGCUCGAAUGCACAGGUGGUUGUUGACGCUCGCCCCCAGGCCCGCUUCGACGGCACAGCGCCGGAGCCGCGGCCCGACAUGGCCUCGGGCCAUAUCCCGAACUCGCUGUCCCUACCGUUUUCUGCCGUCCUUGAUACGCACGAACUGGACGGACGGACGUACACAACCAUGAAGCCACAGCACGAGCUCUGGAAGAUUGUCGCUUCCAUCCUCGGCGAAGAGGGUAUGGAGAAGGUGCGCCACGACGGAUCGGCCAAGGGCUCCGUCGGCGUGACGUUCUCGUGCGGCAGUGGUAUGACAGCUUGCAUUUUGUGGCUUGCACUCCAGCAGCUCGGUAUCAAUGGGGCUAUUUACGACGAGAGUUGGUCCGGUUGGGGCCGCCGGGCUGCGAAAGGCCAGGCGCCCGUGGAGAAGACAUAG